AUGAACGUCGUUUACGGCUCAAUUGCUCUUGGACGAUCACUGCCGCUCAUGGAAUUCUUCCUCAGAGCUGUUGGCGCGGCACUACCAGUCUUCGAGACGAUUGAACGCAUUUUGAAACACUUCAACCUAACAAUUACACCUGGUGAGACGGUUGCGAUAGUUGGACCGAGUGGUUCGGGAAAAAGUACAAUAGUACAACUUAUUCAGCGGCAUUACGACGUAAACCAAGGCCAGAUUCUAAUUGACGACGUGGACAUCCGCGACCUAGAUGUAAAGUGGCUGCGAGAGCAACUGGGUGUCGUCUCACAGGAACCAGUCCUGUUUGCAGGAUCAGUAAGAACAAACAUUGGCAUGAUGAAGCCAGAAGCCAGCCAAGAUGAAAUUGAACAUGCGGCGAAGAUUGCAAAUGCUCACGAUUUCAUUAGUGGACUCCCAGAGGUAUGUUGA
This is a messenger RNA of Dibothriocephalus latus, 447 nucleotides long. NCBI's taxonomy places the organism in Eukaryota, Metazoa, Platyhelminthes, Cestoda, Diphyllobothriidea, Diphyllobothriidae. The record is from the annotation of a GenBank genome assembly.